AUGCAGGUUAACUCUACGACUACAGCAGAUUCAAAUAACCACUCUAAGAUAGUGUUUAAUCUCAGCAGUAAUGCCAGCAAUUUACUACCCUUUACAGAAUACGAAAUCACAGUGACUGCUGUAACAAACAACACACAACUUUGGGAAGGAUUUCCUUGUUAUUUGAAAGAUAAGACUAUUGAAGUAUUAGUGCCAACAGCUUCAGAAAAACCUCCGCUGUAUCAUUCUUCACCAGCCACUACCAUUGAUCAGGCAGAUUUGGCUACAGCUCGUUCUCCUUCCGAUCUAGCCAAGGCUAUAAACAUUCUUUCUCGUUCGGCUAACAUUCGAUUGAAUCUUCCAACAAAACCCAAUGGCGAUACCCAAUAUUACGUGUUGUCACUUUAUGAAAGGCUAGAUAUCAGUUCCUCAGAUAAGAAACCGUGGAAUUUUUACAGAGAAAUUCGUGCCAACGGCAGCACACGUCAGAUAAAGCUCACGGGUCUGUCGCCAUAUACUUGGUAUAAAGUUUUAGUUAGAGCGGUCACAGUGUUCCAAGGAUCGAGUCGAAAAAGCCAGGAGACUAUUACCGUGAAAUUUCGAACAAGUGACGAAGCUCCUACGGCUCCAUUUAAUUGUGAUAUCAAAAAUAAAAACAGCACCUCUAUUCUUGUGUCGUGGGACACUCCUUAUCCGUUUGACUACAAAGCAGAAUUUUACAAAGUAAAGGUCAACUAUGCAUCGAACAGAGACGUAACAGCUAAGUCGCUUACAGUGUAUGAUCAGUCUGUUCAACUAGGGAAAUUGCGUCCUUACACGAUGUAUGAUAUAACCGUCAUUGCUGUCACAAACAACACAAGAAUUCUUGAAGGCCCGCCUUGCUAUUUGCAAACACGGACUACUUUGCCAGAUGUGUAUCAUUUUAUCUGCGACACGCUGCAAUCCAAUGGCCUCGUGGAUCCUAAGUUGAUAGAAUACGAAGAGGAUUCGAGAACACAAAAGGAUUUCCAGAUGUUUUGGAAGCUAUAG
Messenger RNA from Corticium candelabrum, 1008 nucleotides. RefSeq lists its product as uncharacterized. The record is from RefSeq and is a predicted model, not a curated record. Gene Ontology annotation, molecular function: protein binding. The coding region runs from base 1 to 1008 and encodes 335 amino acids. The transcript is spliced from 6 exons. NCBI's taxonomy places the organism in Eukaryota, Metazoa, Porifera, Homoscleromorpha, Homosclerophorida, Plakinidae.